Messenger RNA from Cucurbita pepo subsp. pepo (vegetable marrow), 873 nucleotides. RefSeq names its product thaumatin-like protein 1b. NCBI's taxonomy places the organism in Eukaryota, Viridiplantae, Streptophyta, Magnoliopsida, Cucurbitales, Cucurbitaceae. The record is from RefSeq and is a predicted model, not a curated record.
AACACGACUCACCAUAUUACUUAGCAAUCGAAGAAGGUUCUUGAAAUGGCAUUCAUCCAAGCAAUCUUCUUCACUCUUGCCUUGCUAUUGUCCUCAGCCCAUGCAGCUACCAUUGUUGUUAAAAACAAUUGUGGACAUACCAUAUGGCCAGCUACGUUAACAAGCGGUAGCGGACAACCCCAACUCGCCAUGACUGGAUUUCAAUUAGCUUCAACAGAGUCCCAAACUCUCAAUGUCCCUACACCAUGGACUGGUAGGAUUUGGGCUCGAACCCGCUGCUUUACAGACGACUCUUCAAGGUUUUCUUGUGAAACGGGAGAUUGUGCGUCUGGCUCUAGAGAUUGCAAUGGCGCUGGAGGAAUUCCACCAGCUACGUUAGCUGAAUUCACAUUGGCACCCAACGGAGGCUUAGAUUUCUAUGAUAUCAGCCUUGUGGAUGGCUUCAACUUACCCAUGUCCAUAACUACAAAUGGCGGAACAGGACAGUGUGUGUCCCCCAAAUGCUCUGCAGAUGUGAAUGGAGUUUGCCCAUUACAUUUGCAAGUCAGGACGGCUGAUGGGAUCGUGAUUGGGUGUAAGAGCUCAUGCCUAGCAUCUAACCUCCCAAAGGAUUGUUGCACUGCCGAAUUUAACGAUCCAAAAGUAUGUCAACCAAGCGACUCUGCCAAGAUCUUCGAGUCCCAAUGCCCCCAGGCUUAUAGCUAUGCUUAUGACGAUGAAAACAGCACUUUCACAUGCAGCGCUGAACCCAACUAUGAAGUUACCUUUUGCCCAUAAUCAUCCACAAACUAUAUAUAUGUCUUAACUAUUUCUACCAUCAUUUCAAUCAAAUAAAUCACUAAUAAAUGAUGUUCAAUGCUAUUGAAUGAAUAA